AUGACUGGAAAGUCUACGGUUGCUGAAUCAUUAGAUGAUGAUCACUCUGUUACCGCAACCUUGCACGGGAUCAUCAAAAAAUCUCAAUGGCUCAUCCAUGCCAAAUCCGUAGCUUCCCCAGAACCAUUGUCGGACAACAAAUCUCCCGGGUUUCGAGUCGAUUCAGAUUCCUCUAUACACUUCCCCCUCCAACUGUCUCUCACUACACCGUCACCACCGUUGAGCCUGGUAGGAGUAGGCGUGCGGAAAGUUUCAUUUCUCCGCAUUCAAGUCUACUCCGCGGGCUUUUACCUUGAUGAGAAGGUGGCGAACAGUUUGCGCAGUGUGAAGGGGUGGAGUACCUUCACUGCUCAGCAUUUACUUACGCCACCUGUCCCCGCGAGCGAAGAUUUGGAAUCGCCCCGACUCUCAGGGGAGGGAUUGGUGAGGACUCUGUUGGACAGUGGAGCGACCUGCGCGGUCAGAAUAGGUAAGCAGUCCCUGAACCCUGAUAUUCGAGAGAAUAGCUCAUGUGAGACAGUACCGGUCAGAAAUACGGACUUUGGGCACCUUCGUGAUGGGUUCACCAGGGCUCUGACCGCACGUCAGAAGCUGGCUCGAAAGUCUGGCCAAUUGACAGAUGCAGAUGAAGAUCGAGUCGCCGUUUCGAUGCAUCAAUUCAAAACGAUAUUCCCCGCUGGGUCUGUGCCCAAAGGCAAAUCUCUCGUGCUCUACCGCUCUCCAUCUGGGUUGACAGUCGAGUACGAGGGAAGAGCGCUGGGUACGGUCAACGACUCGUGGGUGGGAACGGAAAUGAUGCUGGCAUAUUUUGCCGACAAGGAUGUCAUUUCACCCAAAUUGAAAGAAGACGUCGCUAGAGGUUUAGAGGAGAGAAUGAAGGGAUAA
Molecule: messenger RNA, 885 nt
Organism: Tremella mesenterica DSM 1558
Lineage: Eukaryota; Fungi; Basidiomycota; Tremellomycetes; Tremellales; Tremellaceae
Exons: 8
Coding region: 1-885 (294 amino acids)
Molecular function (GO): intramolecular lyase activity
Source: RefSeq, a predicted model, not a curated record